AUGGCCUCUCAGACGUACCAACUCUUUUGCAUCGGUAACCCCCUCCUCGACGUGCAGGUCACUAACGGUGAAGAGCUGCUCAAGAAGUAUGAUCUGAAGGCCAACGAUGCCAUCCUUGCGGAGGAGAAGCACAUGUCCAUACAUUCAUCGUCAACGCCUACAGCUACUGAUGAGCUCGUGAAGGACUACAAGGUCACAUACGUUGCUGGUGGUGCUUCUCAAAACGCUGCCCGAGGAGCCGCAUAUGUUCUUCCCCCCAAUUCAGUAGUUUACACUGGCUGCGUGGGAGAUGACAACCUGGCAGAUCAACUGCGGGCGGCAAACAAGCGUGAGGGCCUGCAGGAGGUCUACCUCGUCAAGCCAGGUGAAAGAACGGGCGCAUGCGCCGUCGUCCUCACGGGGCAUGAUCGCUCCCUGGUCACGACCCUCCGGGCAGCUGAGAAGUUCGAGCAAUCGCAUCUCUCUUCCCCCACAGUGGCACCUUUGGUAGACGCCGCAAAAGUCUUCUACUCCGUUGUGCUCGAGCUCAGCCAAAAGGCAUCCGCUGCUUCCAAGGUGUUUGCAAUGAACUUCUCUGCACCUUUCAUUGCGCAGUUCUUCGGCACCCAGCUCCAGUCCGUCCUCCCCUACUGCGACAUCAUCAUCGGCAACGAGACCGAGGCUGAGGCAUACGCAGCCGCAAACGGUCUGCCAGACACAAAGGACCUUGCUGCUAUCGCCAAGGCUGUUGCGAUUUUCCCCAAAUCGAACAAAUCUCGCCCGCGUGUCGUGGUCUUCACGCACGGCGCUGAGUCCACUACCUUGGUAUCAUCCGCUGAGCCUGACAGCCCCAAGGUCUUCAAAGUCAGCGCUAUCGACAAAGAGCUGAUCGUCGACACCAACGGUGCUGGUGAUGCUUUCGCGGGUGGUUUCCUCGGCGCGUAUGUCGCUGGUAAAAGCUUGGAUGAGUGUGUCGAGGUUGGGCACAAGAUGGGUGCCAUGAAUAUCCAGCUUGUUGGUCCCCAAUACCUGUGGCCCAAGGUCUCCGUUCUUUAAACACGUUGAACUAUCCAUAUACACUUUCUGAAUUCCCUACAUAUAUCACGCUUUCAACAGCGAUAUUUGUUGUAUCCUUACUACACAUACCGAUGUUCCUUCAUCACUCGCUUUCCACAAGCAUGUAGCAACUGAUAUUUCGAAUCUAUGAUUUC
Molecule: messenger RNA, 1190 nt
Organism: Suillus fuscotomentosus
Lineage: Eukaryota; Fungi; Basidiomycota; Agaricomycetes; Boletales; Suillaceae
Product: Ribokinase-like protein
Exons: 6
Coding region: 1-1035 (344 amino acids)
Biological process (GO): purine ribonucleoside salvage
Cellular component (GO): cytosol; nucleus
Molecular function (GO): adenosine kinase activity
Source: RefSeq, a predicted model, not a curated record